This is a messenger RNA of Cylindrotheca closterium, 1779 nucleotides long. The record is from the annotation of a GenBank genome assembly. Lineage: Eukaryota; Bacillariophyta; Bacillariophyceae; Bacillariales; Bacillariaceae.
AUGACAGCAAUUUCCUUUCCAACAUGCAUUGUUCUAGCUUGCAUCCUAUCAUUCAUGAUGGAGGACACUUCAGGCUUUCUAUUAUCCGAAAUGAUCUUUGGAGUCAUUGUUUUUCUGACAUACUUUGGUCUAGUGGAAUCGAAGAAUCAUCGAGGAGAGGACGCUAAUACGCUGAGCGACAUCACCAAAUCCGAGGCCAAGUCUACAACGAAGGAUGUUCUCCAAAUAUAUUCACGUACACGGGAAGAAGAGCAGCGUAAAAAGAUGAUGGCUCAAGCCGAAGCAGAGCUAGCUCUGAAACAAUCUGAAAUGCAAACUCAAGAAAAGGAACGAAUUCGUAGGGAAACGGAGGCGGAAGCCAAGACAAGGGCAGAGCAUGAAGCUCAAGAAGCUCGACGAUUAAAGCAAAUCGAAGACGCCAGGCUACAGGCAGAAAUGGAACAAGCUGAACGAUUAAAGGAAGCAGAAGAAGCCAAGAGAAGAGCGCUGGAAGAAGAGCGGAUUCAAAACGAGCUCGAAGAAGCAGCAAGAUUACAAGCGGAAGCUAAAGAAGCGGCAAGAUUGCAAGCCGAAUGGGAGGAAGAAUCUAGAAAACAAGCCGAAGCAGAGGCAAAGCGGAAAGCUGAAGAGGCAGCGUCUCGUAUUCAAGCACUCGAAGAAGAGACACGAAAACUUGAGCAAAUUGAAGCAGCGCGAGCUCGUGCUGAAGCAGACCAGGCUGCCAGACUACAAGCGGAAGCGGAAUCCAAAGUAAGAGCUCAAGAGGAAGAGUCUGUCCGACUAAAGGCAGAAGAAAAAGAACGCUUGCUGGCGGAACAAAAGCUGAAGGACGAAACGGAUGAUGAAAUGGAUCUUGAGGAUAUUAAGAUUAAAACCAACAAAAGCACCCUUGACAGCACAUUCCAUGGCAGUAUGGGAUAUCUGGCAGAUACCGACGCUGGAGUCAAUGCAGCGCUGUCUAUGAGAGUUCGCGUCCUGAAUGAAACGACAGGGCGUGCGAAAGAUGUCGUGGUGCCGGUGACAUCCGACUUGACUAUCGAAGAAGCCAUUUAUAACAAUCUCAAGGUUCGGGAAGCUGGUGUUCGUAAAUGGUCAAAAGAUAUUGUACAAGAGGUCAAGCAGAAACGAUCCGAAGUCGUGUGUUUGUUGCUGGACCCAAAGACUGUGAAUGUCAUUCACACUUAUUCGAUUGCAGACAUGAAAGAAACUUCCACAGAGGCCAUGCAUAUGUUGGCAUCUCCAGAAGUGGACCAAUCGGUCCGAAUGAUUCUGACUUGUCGAAAAAUUAAUGAAGCGCAACCCUUGGAUUCGGAACCCCUCGUAGUCUCUGACCACGAACAGGAUGUCGAGGAUGUCGACAAAAGUGGCUUCUUGAGCAUUAGCGAUGAUGACAUGUCAUUCGCCAACAAUGAGUUGGACUCAAAAGAUGAGGUGGACCCCAAAGUUUCUUCCCGAGGUGUCGACGUGAGACUGUCAGAAGAGGCUGAAAAUGAUACGACGGAUGAUGGGCCCGCAAAAGAACGAAAGAAGCAACAAAACGAGCGGGCAAGCAGUCCCAAAGGAAACGAAAGUGUAGAGGAUGAUGGGGGACAUAGCGUCUCAGAUGGUUCUACGUUCUCUUCUCGUUCCCUCGAGGAAAAGAGGCGCAGGAAAAGAGAGCUGGAGGCGAGGCGCCUCUCCAUUUCGCCGUCUGUAGGUACGGCACCGCAAGCUGCAGGUGGCUUUUCUCUUGGCAGAUUCUUUUCACGGCAAGAGAACCGAGAAAAAUCACCCGAAUAA